Messenger RNA from Cladocopium goreaui, 4396 nucleotides. The record is from the annotation of a GenBank genome assembly. Lineage: Eukaryota; Dinophyceae; Suessiales; Symbiodiniaceae.
AUGCCUUCUAGAGCUGGAGCGCCUUCCACCAGUUCGACUACUGUGGCCACCAGUUCGACUGAGCUUCCCCCGCCUGACGACGAUGGAGAGAUCGACUUCAUCCGUAGUGGCACUUUGAGCAGGCCUCACGUCUUGCCCAAAGCUAAGAUUUCACCGAAGUCCCAAGCUCGCAGAACCAAGGGUGGCCCCAAGGGCUCCAGAACCAAUGUUGGUCGAAAUUCCAAAGAACCCCGGAAAACAAAUGGUGUUCCUGAUCUUUUUGACUGCACCAGUGAUACUCUAAAAGGUGCUGCUGAAGAAAUCCCUUCUGUAAUUGCAAUGCCAUUCUCAGAUAUGGUGGACGUGAUGUUCAAUGCCCCAUGGAGCCGGUCUUGGUGGAAUGAGCGUUGUACGUUAUGGGAGAUCUACAAUGUACCCCGCCUAGGACCACAUGUGCGCAAACUUGGAGGGACAUGUCGUCGAAGUUAUGAUAUUCAGCACUUCUGGGAUUUGGGAUUGGAAAGUUACCAGAGAACCCUCUUGCAAGACUUGGCGACCUUCCGUCCAUUCUACUUGAGUUUAAGCCCACCAUGUACGUAUUUGUGCAAGCUCAUGGCAUCCAACUGGUCAAGGAUGCGGGGAAACAAGAAAUUCCUAUGCCUUCGGGAUGGUUUGGGGCAUGUGGAUUUAUGCGCCUGGAUUGCCUUAUUCCAGCUACGGACUGGUGCUUUUUUUGGGAUGGAGCACCCUGCGGGCAGCCUAGCCUGGAACAGAGAUUCGGUACAAUAUUUGCUGGAGCAGGAGGAUGUCCGACUCAUCACCUUUGACCAAUGCAUGUUUGGCUUGGUUUCGAAAGAGACCAAGACCCCGAUGCAGAAACGGUGCCAACAGCAAAGUGCAAAGUUUGCGCCUUGGCAAGCCGAGUUGGUGGUCCAAUACAAAUCGGCCCUACAGGCCUGCGAGGAUGAGACGGGACUUGACCCAGACAUUGCAAGAGCCCUUUUUGAUAGCCAAGAUGGUGGCACAUCAGAAGCCCCUACUACCAUUCAUUCGGAUGUCAUUUUGACGAACAAGGAAAAGCUGUUUGACUUGGCUUAUGCAGAGUUCAAAAGUCAUGGGGGUGUCCGGCAGUACCUUCAUCGCAUGUUCUCAGUGGAGUCUACCCGUGCUACAGACUUGGCGGCAAUCUUGAAGAAGUUGAUUCUCCUUCGGCAGGAUGUUGACUAUCUGACCCAUUACCCUGUGCCGGCUUGCCUGCCAGGACAAGAGGGACAACAACUUCCCUUCAUGGUUCCACUGUGGUUGUUCUCGGUUCAGAAUGAGUCCAGCUUGAGGGAACCCACGGCUUUGGAUCUUUCAAGGCAAAUCUUGCAACAAUUUGCUUGUGAUGGGUUUUUGACUGCCGGGAACCCUGUGAUGAUUCGGAUUCAGGAUGACGCCUUGACCCAGUCCAGGGAGGAGAUCCCAUCAGGGGGGCUGUGGUUCCUGAAAGGGGCUGGAAGGAUUCACACGGUCAUGGCUUUGAUGGUGUACAUUUCGAAACACACCACUUCGACCCUAGAGGUUUUCGAUGAGUUGUUGUACAAGACUUUGUCCAACAUCCACUGCAAGCACGUUCGCUUACGGGACAAGCAGGCUGAACUGUUUUUCAACAUGAAGGAGAGUGUCCGUGGGGGCAUCCGGGCAAAACCAAAUGCGAUAUCAUGGGUGUACAGUUUCCUCAACCUCUCCAGCUGGACAAAGUCUGACCCGAUUAGCAUGAUUCGAGCAUGGAAUGAAGAAGCAUCAAGGGAUGAUCGUCUAGUGAGCACCAAAAAGACUUCAGUCACCUCUGUUUUGGACCUACCUGUCACGGCUCGGGAAAUCUUGCUGGCUAUUGUCAGUGAGUUUGGUUUUGAGGGUUCACCAUUCUCUGACGAUUGCCUGUCUAGCAAGCGGUACCUGCCUGGGUAUUCCUUUAAGGGGCGGAACACACCACGUGGUUCACCAUGGAUUGAACGUGGCAAAGUCACCAAAAAGAGUUGUGUGCUCAUGUUCAAUAUGAUUUGGAGCCAGCACAAGAAGACGCCCAAGAAUUUGAACAAAUCCCAACUGGAAGAGAAGGCCGAGGUCUGUGCAUUGGCGUGUGCUUUGGUCCAAGAAGUCAUUUUGCAAGUUCCAAACACGGAGAAGGAACUUGAAAACCGGUUCCUGACAAAGCUGGCAGAGGGUGAGUCAGUCAUGGACAUGGAACUUCAGUCAGCACUGAUGUCCAAGGACGAAAAAUACAGUGCGCGGGACUGUCCGAGCAUAGCUGCCAUUCUCAAUGACCUCUGUGACAAGUCAUCCCCCAACACCUCAUCCGUGGAGCUUUUGACGGCGGUGCAGAUGGGAGAACAAAGGGUGAUGUCACAAGCGUUCGAACUUCUCCUGUCGGAGCUUGAUUUUGAUGUGAAGUCCUGGAGAGUGCAUCUGAGGAAGAUCAAAGAGUGGGAUUUGAGGGUCUGGCACCAAAGAGAUCUUUGGCAGAUCGAGAGACACAACUCUGCAAAAUCUGCAGCGCAAGACAUCUUGAAGAAGAAGGUUAACCUGCUAUCUUGGCCUGAGAAGAUUUCGGCGGGCAGUGCCGUGGAGCUUGUGCAAGCCCUUCAACAGGAUGUCAAAGCAUGGGCACACCAGUUGAAGUGCAACCAUGUUGUGAAAGUUCAUCUGUUCAACUACGCAGCGCCCUCCCUUGUGCGAUCUGAUGUGAUGGUGUGCAUUUCGAAAAUCAUCGGUCAUCAUUUUGUGGGAGAACCAAAGGAUUCCACAGGGAUUCUCUUGACACCCAUCUUCAACUACAAGCCUGGUACAUUGUACAUGGAUGAGCACAGUGUCCUCAAAACGUUGCAUGGAGAUGGUGUGACUGUUGAUCAUGCUGUGCAACUUUGCUUCGACCAGCGAGACAUGCGACCCCUCACAUACCCGUGCCGCCUACUUACCCCUUUCAUGGACAAGACCGACAAGAUGAACGAAUGGGUGUGGAGAUCCAGUGCCCUUCUCAAGAAUGGCAGGAACUUGGAUGAAGUACCCCAACUGGCGCAAAAGGAUUUGAUCCAAGUUGAAGAAUCUGGGAAACUUCCAAAUUCCAAUGUUGAUGAUCGUUUCCGGGGUGGCGUCAAGUAUGCACAGGUCGGGAAGGAAGCGGGUGUCAGCCUUUUGAAAGCGAUCACGGACGGGGUUGAAUUGUCCAGCACUUCUGCAAUCUACAUUGUGGAUUAUGUGCCAGUUGUUGGUGACUUUGCCCACGCAGCCCUGACCCUGAGCACAUCAUUGAAUGUCCCUGUGCGCUAUGCGGGGCUUCCCGAUCCUGCUCAUCAUGAAUGGCUUCAAGAGUUUUUGACACAGGACUUGAUUGACCAGCUCUUGACCGACAAGAUCAAACCAACAGCGGGACAUUCAAUUCCUGCACAAGACCCCCCUGCUGAGCACAUGGACCAAAAACCUGAACCGCCCCAGAUGAAAAAAAUGACUUUUGUCAAGGUUGAUGGUGAGGCUGCUGGCAUUCAGGUUCCGGACAGUGUGCAAAAGGUUUGGCAUACAAAUGCUACUCACGGGGCCGAGUUCCGGGCAUGGAUGGACACUUUCAAUGAGGAGUUUCCAAAACCAGAAAAAAAAGGAACGAAACGUGUCAACUCCAAUGUGACCACGGUCACCCCAAAGAAGAUCCCCAAAAUUGGUUCGGCUCCUGUUGACAUGUCCAUGUUGACGAAGCUACUUGUGGAAACGGGUAGUGCACCGACGGGGACAGAGCUACAAAGGGUUAACCUCCUCAAUUUGACCAACAUCGACCUUAUCAUUCAAACGGAUGCCAUCUUUUUGACCAAUCUUGGGGAACAACCGGUCACCAUCGCAGAAGGCACCAGUCUUUGUGGCUUUGGCCGGGGUGCAUUCCGUUUUGGGACUGAAUCUUCGGGGCUGCAAGAGCAUGAGAUUCCUUUUGACAUCAAGGAUGUGUCUUCCCAGAUGGCAAUCUUGGAUGGCCGUCCCCAGUACUUUGGUGAUCUUAUGGAAUCGAUGCGCCAAAAGUUUCCCGACAAACCGGUUCUCCAGUACUAUGAAGCCAAGCUCGACAUGGUGGAGCACAAAUGGGAACUCAAGAAGGUGAACGACCUGAUCUUUGCUCCGCGCCUUGAUGAGGAUAAAGCUGGGCAAACCACCUGUGCCAAAUUGGUGGCACCGGCCAUGAAGUGGGAAAGUGCAUGGACCGGCUUUGCAUGGCACAUAAAGCAAACGCAGACCGGGUUACAACCCCAACGCCCGGUGAUUGUGGCCACCAAAUCGGUGGAAAUUAAGCCCGGGAUGACUUUGGUGGUUGAUACUGUGUAAGUUCAAGCAACUGACUUGACAUGCUGCUGCCCGACGUGUAUCCAGUCCGGAAGUUUCAAAUCAAUUGUCA